Messenger RNA from Lepidothrix coronata (blue-crowned manakin), 5731 nucleotides. It is a transcript of the gene ECHDC1, whose product is annotated as ethylmalonyl-CoA decarboxylase 1. The transcript has 4 exons. NCBI's taxonomy places the organism in Eukaryota, Metazoa, Chordata, Aves, Passeriformes, Pipridae. Gene Ontology annotation, biological process: fatty acid beta-oxidation. Gene Ontology annotation, molecular function: enoyl-CoA hydratase activity. Bases 2404 to 2949 code for a protein of 181 amino acids. The record is from RefSeq and is a predicted model, not a curated record. Gene Ontology annotation, cellular component: cytosol.
CAUUACGGUUUUGGAGAAAAAUGAGCUUUCUGAGAUUCUUUUUAAACAGAGGAGUUGCACUACAAUUCUGCUGCAAUUUUACAUGCCACAGAAUGGAGCUUUUAAUGCUUGAAAAAAUGCUAGCAGCCCCUUUAAGCUGUGACUUAAAUGUUAUUGUAAUUGAUUCGUAACUGUAAAUUCCUACAUAUUCUUUUUAAUCUUUUCUUUUAAAAAUGUCAUUUCAGUUUCUCAGAGCAGUAUAUAGUGAAUUUACACAUCAGAUAAGCAGUGCUUCUGUAGCUUGAUGUUUCAAGUAAUAAUUUUUCAUAUACUCUAAAGUAAAAAAGCAAAUUUAAGUGGCAUGGCUGCUAUUACAGAAAGGUUUCUGUUUUGUCAAAACUGUGCUUGGAACUGCAUAAAAUGGAAGGACAGAUGCAAUUCUUGUGCUGUACUUGAGUCAGGUAAGUUUUGUGUGUAACUAUGGGGUUGAAGAGGUUAGGGGUUUGAUGGCAAUUUUUUUGCUCAUGUCACUUGUUUGGCAACUUUCACAUGUGCUGCAAUUCUUUUUAUGGAUUAAUAUGUGGUACUUGGCACUGUGUAAAACAGGACUUUGUCAGCUGCAGAAGGGUGUUUUCCUGUGCUGCUCUUAAGUCCUAGUUUGCAGUUGUGGUAACUGACGUCCUGGUGCUUUUCUGCGGCCACUUCAAGUUUCAAGACUUAACCACACAAAUUAAACUUUUAUUUGGGCAUUCCAGUAUGAACACCAACACAAAAACUGGUUAAACUGGUAUUUGUCUUUAAUGAUGAUUUUUUCUGUUGAUGAAACUAAAUGUCAUAGACCCCACAAAUUCUAGCCUGGUAAAAUAUAUAGGACAGUCCAGUUUUCAAAGGGUAUAGGACACUUUGUUGCUUUUGGGGAACACUAUGAGAGAUGCUCUUUUCUUAAUACGGAGAUUUCAUGCUUUAUAGGUAUAAAUGGUUUUGAGGGAGUUUUCAUUUGGAUACUUUAUAAGCAUUGGUAAUUUUAAAAAUAUAGAUGUAUCUGUGAUUUUUUUUAAUUUUUUUUUUAAAUCUGGUUAUUUUAGCAUUAUAGCAACAGAAAAGGAGCUGAAACCAAGCAAAACCAGUUCUUUUCUUAUCUUCAGUCUAGGCUUUCCUUCAGAGUUCUGCAUUCAGUAAAUCUCAGUGAUUCUGCUUCCAUACAUUUAUUAUUCUCUCUGUAUGUUUAUAUAAAUUACUUGGAGCCACUGCAGUGGCAGAGAGGGCUCUUCUAAGGAUUAGAGUCCAUAACAGAUAUAAUGGGCAAAAUUAAAUGUAUAGGUAUUAAUUAUAACUUCAUUGAAAAUUCUUUGCACAGAAUCUAGAUCUCAUACUAGUAUUGAAAUAAGGUCUAAAAGUCACUAGAAAUGCUCCACGAAUAGUUAAACAUAGUUGCUUUCUAUUUCCUUUGGAGAGUUCAAGCUAUUUAUCUUUUAAUGAGAGUUUCUUUAUAAUAGCAAGAUCCUAAACCAUCUGUUUGGUGGGAUUUAAUAGUUAUAUUAAAUAAAGCUUUAAUAAAAUAUGGAACAGCAUUUGCUGUUCUUUAGUCUUACAGAACUCUUCUCUCUAGAUUGCUGCAGGUGAGAGAGUUUUUUGUGGUUUCAGGUUAAGUUUUCUGUCCACAGGCAUCUCUAAGGAAAAAAAAUAGUGAAUAGCUUCAUGCCUUGAACUGGUAUAUUUUUCUCUUUUUUUUUCUUUUUUUUUUCUUUUUUUGCAAGGCUGCUUUAGCCUAUAGCUUUUACUAAUUGCAGAAAACACUUUUGUUCAACCAGUUGGUUGAGGGAAGAUUGUAUUUUUCAUGAUUUUAAAUCCAGUUUGCUUUUUCUUGUGGUGCAGGAUAGGCAGAAUAAUGGCCUAGAAUGCUGAAGGAUUUUCAUGCCCCCUAGUGGCUCUUCAUCCUCCUCUUCCUCUUUAUUCUCUUCCUCUCUUUGUCCACCUUCUCGCAUGUUCAGUUGUUUCUAACUGUGAAACAAUACCUCAGGUCCCCUGCCUGUUCUUCUUUGCAGACUUGCUAACAUUAUGUAACCAAAUCACAGAAGGCAAAUGAGUAGUGGAAUUUAAAGAAAAAAAUAUUUUUCUUUCUGGUUUUGUAAGCCUGGUUCCCAAGAGUGAGAACCUCAUUCUGGAGUGAGACUUGAAAAGCUGGCUACCCAAAAAGCAGGAGUGGCUCUUGAAAGGACAGAUGAGAGGAAGAAGGCACAAAGGAGAAUUUUGCUUUCCUUGGUCCUAGUCUAGAAGCCCUAGGACAGAGGUUCCCAAGAAGUAAGCCAUGGAGGGAGGACUUUGGAGCAGUUGGAGAUAAUCUGGAAAUACUGUUCUAUCUGUCAUGAAAGUGGACUGUAAGCUCCUGCAGCAAUAAGAGCCAGUGUUACAGUUUUCUACUUUAUGAAGGAUGGGAUGAAUAUGUGCAUGUUUAUGCAAAACACCUUAACCAGACUUAUGAGGUUGCCUUUGAUCAGUGUUGCACUAGUCCAAGGAAAAGCUUUUGGAGGAGGAGCAGAACUUACCACGGCAUGUGAUUUCAGGUUGAUGACACCUGGAAGUGAAAUUCGGUUUGUCCACAAGCACAUGGGUCUGGUGCCAGGCUGGGGAGGAGCUGCCCGGCUGGUGCGGAUCGUGGGCAGUGGGGCAGCCCUGCAGCUGCUGAGCGGGACUGCCCGGGUGGACCCCGAGAAAGCUUUGCGCCUGGGAUUCUCAGAGCAGACCCUGUCAUCUUCAGAUGAAACCAGGGCCUUAGAAGAAGCCCGAGCCUGGCUGAGUCAGUACACAGAGGGUCCAGUCAGUGUGAUACGGGCUAUGAAAAAGGUGGUGACAGCAGGAAGAGAGCUCCCACUGGAAGAUGCCCUAAGGACAGAAAAGGACAUUUUCGGAACUGUAUGGGGUGGGCCUGCCAAUUUACAGGCAUUGGUUAGAAGACCAAAACAUAAAUAAUGGUCAGUGUAUAAGAAAUGUUCUUGACCUUUUUGCAAACAAAGCUUUCACUAAAGCAGGCAUUGAACUUGCAUCAUUUAAGGACUUGCCCAUUUAAAACUGGCAUUAACAUUCCUGCCAUUCACUUCAGUCAUAUUUGGUGUGCAACCACAGAGAAAUCCCUGGCAGAUUCUUUACUGUCCUAAUCACCCACUGAAUGGAGAUUAGUGAAAUUAGUAUGUAAAGGUAAAUAUUGUGCUGAGAAUAGAACUAUAAUUCUUUUGGAAUGAAGCUGAAGAUUAUUUUCUUUGGAGCUAAUUUUUUGUAACUGCUAUGGAAAGUAAUUACUUGAAAGUUAUAAUGUUUAUUUAUUUGCGGAACAGGUGCAUCUAAAGUUGCAAAAUAUGAGUUCCCCAGCAUGAGACCAGUGUCUUUAAGCAGCUUGGAAAGGAUAAUAACCAGUGAGAGGAUAGUUUUUAUUUUUUCAUCUCUACUCAGUUCUUCACUAUCCAAGGAUACUUCAAUUUUAAUGGUGUUUUUACAGAAGAAGCUUUAACUUACUGAGACCUUCUAGCCCUCAUUCACUGACACUGAUUCAGGUUUUUAAAUCCAUUUAGGAGUAUUCUCACUGCUCAAGGAAUCAACUACCUACACAUGCAUCUGCACAUGCCCAUAUCCUGGACCUGUGCAAAGCUGCUGACCUGGUUCUUUACAUAGAAUCUAGUUGAAAUCUUGGAAGGACAUGAUGAAUCAUACUCCCAAAUGGGAUGUCCUUAACUGACUGGGUGUCAGAGUACUUCAGCAUCCUGAUAAGACUUGUGUGUGGAUAUGUCUAUAUCUUUCUUUAGAGCAUUUUUUCUGGUAGGGCAUAUUUGGGCUGAUCAGAAGAUUUGGAACUGGGUUUCCACUUCAUGCCAGUGACUAUUCAAGUAAUUAGAUAACUCAUUGGGGAAGGUUUUAUCUUUAGAAAAUAGAAACUGACAGAGUCCCUGCUUUGGCAGAUGAUUCUUAAAAUUAAACAUCUAUGAGAGCAAAACCAUACAGACAUAUCUAUGACUGAGAGUUUCAUGUACUGUUGGUUAGGAUACUCUUGGCUCUAAAUCCAGCAGAGACUGAGAUCUGAGCCCAGAACCCAAGUACUCCGUGGGAGCAUGUUAACGAGGAAAGUUUGGGCUCUGUGUUUGGCCUGACCAGGCAUAACUAGCUCCAGAUGAUGGAACAAGCUCCCCUAGGAAAGGCAAUUUCGUGGAUGGAAAUCCAUGUUACAAUUUCCACAGUGUGGCACGAUUCCUGAGUUUUAGACAGUGAGGUAACUACAUGUUUGAGGAUUUGGGGACAAAUCAGUGAUGGGAAUUUGGCUUGGAUUGCCUGUUAAGAUUCUGCAGGUUUUGAGCAGAUGCUGUGAUCUGCUAGGGAUGUUUCACUAUAUGGUUUUCACAGCAAGGAGCCCGAAGCAAUGAAGAGAAAUGCUGAAGAAAGGGAUGUGUUUUGAGAUGGCACCUCAGGGAAGAUAAGGAACUUGCCUCCACCCUGUAGAUCCUGCAUCUUUGCCUUAAUAUCUGAAGCACUGAUGGAGAAUGAUUUCAAAUGUCUCUUCCCCAAAAACAAAGUUCAAUUUUUACUUUCAGGUCAGAGAAGAGACAGGAAUGAGAACAUGGGGAGACAGUGUUCUGGUUUGUGCCUCUUUCUCCCCCUGCCCCUUUUUAUUCAAUAGCUCAGUUGUUAGUCCCCUGUGUAGCUGGAUUCUUUCCUGUGCCUUAAAGGACUUCAAACCCAUUACUUCACAGGUAUGAAUGUUUUAAUAUAGUCCGGCUGCACUUGACUGUUUAGAAAUGAAACUGUUCUGCUUUUCAUGGAGUUCCUCAAGACUCAUGAGAGACUCCAGACUGCCAGCAUCACUGAACCUUCAAAGCAUGCUCCAGUCCAUACUCAUCCAGCUUUUUGUAGCAAUAGCACAUCACGUUGAUGUGAGUCAAAAUAAAUGUGCUUUAAAGGGCAACUGGUUAUGUCUUUGCUAGUAGCAAGAACAGAUUUGCAAAUACUGAUACCCUAAUGACAUUUUUUUAAUGGGUGUGAAAAUUGCUUAGAACCUGAGCAAGACUCUUGAUUUUUUUUUUCUUUAGUACAUUAGGCUCAUAAAUGUAUUGUGUACUGGGUAAUACAAAUGUGAAAAGGAGGAAAUUGUAGCAAAAAAGCAGAAUUUGGUUUCCUUCACACUUUGAAUCAGAUCUGUGCUGCCAGUAAGUGAAACUCAGUAUGUACACCUAUUGGGGAUCUCUUUCCAUUUUGAUUUGUAGACAAUGAGCUUAUUUCUCAUUUCAGCAAAUGCAUUUCCCCAGCCACCCUCUCUGACUUGUAUCAAAGGUCAACAUUUGCUUCUAAGAAAACAGGACAAAUAUUUAACUAGUACAGAGCAAGACACACUCAGACAGAAAGGGUUAUGGAAACUCAUUUUGUUGAUAUCAUAAAUAUACCAAACAUAGGUACGGGACAUUCUGAAGAUAAUUACAGGUCUUGAUCAAGGAUUUUGUGAGUACUCUAAUACCAUAUUCUCUGGUCUAUUUUCUAUUUGAAAAGGUAUUUUAGAGCCCUUCACGUGAAAACCAGCCCAAGUAAACUACCAUGAGUGCUAGGAUGAGAGCUCCAGAUGGAGAUGAAAUGGAAUCCUGUUUUCCCCCUUUGAAAGCUAAAUGCUUUAUUUCAUAGAAUACUUGCUUAUCAUCUUAAAGUGACAAAUACCUGUAACCAGCAGCUGAUAAGCAUUUGUAUUUUCUUUAUUAAAAGACUACGGAGCUUCCUCUCA